AUGAGCGGCUGCCAAAUGGCCCCAACUCUGACGGCAUGUGCCUUGCAGAUUUUGUUUUUCAUAGCCAAAUCUGUGCUGUCAUGCGCUUGCUCAGAGCUGUACAAACAGGCCCCUGAGCAAAACGCUGUGGCAGCAGGAGCCAUUGCAGUCUUGGUGAUAAUGCCGGAAUUGCGCUUUAGUGACAAGUUUGAUGAGUUUGCAGAUUGCUUAUGCAAUUUGCACGUGCACAACUUGCGGAGUCCAAAGGAUUGCCCGCCAAAUGUGUGUAGCCUGCAGCAGAAGUGCCAGCAGUCUGUGAAAAUAAAUGUCAGUGAGAGAAUGAGUGAGAGAGAAAGAGAAAGAGAGAGAGAGAGAGGGAGGUGUGUGUCUGUGUGUGUGUCUCUGUGUCUGUGUGUCUGUGUGUGUGUGUGUUUGUUUUGUUGUGCUUGUGUUUGUUUCUGUAUGCCACAAUGGGACUCAUUGCACAUGUGCCUUUCUUUGUGCCCCCCCCAAAAAAAAAAACGCAUCCGGCGCACGUUCCGACAGUUUCGCGCAGGCCUCGUGGCCUUCGGGGCCUGGUCUCUGUGGCGCAUGACGCGGGAGAAGCCGCAGAAGGAGCGGAGCUCCAAGUCCUGGAGGAACGAGAUGAAGACGGCGCGGAUGGAGAAGAAGCGGCGAUGA
Molecule: messenger RNA, 660 nt
Organism: Effrenium voratum
Lineage: Eukaryota; Dinophyceae; Suessiales; Symbiodiniaceae
Source: the annotation of a GenBank genome assembly